Messenger RNA from Chiroxiphia lanceolata (lance-tailed manakin), 3067 nucleotides. It is a transcript of the gene ELN, whose product is annotated as elastin. The record is from RefSeq and is a predicted model, not a curated record. The transcript is spliced from 36 exons. Gene Ontology annotation, molecular function: extracellular matrix structural constituent. Bases 1 to 2502 code for a protein of 833 amino acids. NCBI's taxonomy places the organism in Eukaryota, Metazoa, Chordata, Aves, Passeriformes, Pipridae.
AUGGAGGACUCGGCUGCUGCCGAGGGCGUUUGUCGCCCGUCGCUGUGCCCGUCCCCCGGGUGUGCUGCAGGUCUCUUCCCAGGAGCUGCCUUCCCUGGGGGGGCCUUCCCGGGGGCCGCCGGGGCCGCGGCUCUCAAGGCUGCUGCAAAAGCUGGUGCUGUGGUACCGGGCGCGGUGCAGCCCGGGGUUGGCGCGGCAGGGAAACCCCCUAAAAUACCAGGUGCUGGGAUUCCUGGAGCUUUUCCAGGCGGCGUGCUCCCCGGAGCAGGCAUUCGCUUCCCUGGAGUAGGGGUGCUGCCCGGAGUACCCACUGGAGCUGGAGUCAAGCCAAAAGCUCCAGGAGUUGGGGCCUUUGGAGGAAUCCCUGGACUGGGAGGUUUUGGAGGUCCACAGCCCGGUGUCCCUCUGGGGUAUCCCAUCAAAGCUCCUAAGCUCCCAGGUGGCUAUGGAUUGCCCUACACCAAUGGCCUCAGGCCCGGUGGGCCAGGAGCAGGCCUUGCAGGGAAGGCAGGGUAUCCCACCGGGACAGGAGUCGGAGCUCAGGCGGCCGCAGCAAAGGCAGCAGCGAAAUACGGAGCUGGUGUCCUGCCCGGGGUUGGCGGCAUCCCAGGAGUCGGCGGCUUGGUACCCGGUGUGCCAGGAGUUGGAGUUGGAGGAGCAGCAGCGGCGGCGGCAGCAGCGAAGGCGGCGGCGAAGGCAGGAGCCCUUGCUCCAGGGGCAGUGCCUGGAGUUGGUGGUGUUGGUGUCCCUGGCUUGGUCCCUGGCGUUGGAGCUGUCCCAGGACUGGUGCCCGGCGUUGGAGUCCCCGGGGUGGCAGGGGUGCCGUCGGCAGCAGCAGCAGCAAAGGCAGCUAAGUUUGGAGCUGGUGUUCCUGGUGUUGGUGUUCCUGGUGUUGGUGUUCCCGGCGUUGGCGUUCCGGGUGUUGGGGUCGGUGCUGUCCCAGGCGUCGUGCCCGGAGUUGGUGUCCCUGGCUUGGUGCCCGGUGUCGGAGCUGUCCCCGGGGUGGCAGGGGUGCCGUCGGCAGCAGCAGCAGCAAAGGCAGCUAAGAUCGGAGCUGGUGUUCCUGGUGUUGGUGUUCCUGGUGUUGGUGUUCCUGGUGUUGGUGUUCCCGGCGUUGGUGUUCCGGGUGUUGGGGUCGGUGCUGUCCCAGGCGUCGUGCCCGGAGUUGGUGUCCCCGGAUUGGUGCCCGGUGUCGGAGCUGUCCCCGGGGUGGCAGGGGUGCCGUCGGCAGCAGCAGCAGCAAAGGCAGCUAAGUUUGGAGCUGGUGUUCCUGGUGUUGGUGUUCCUGGUGUUGGUGUUCCCGGCAUUGGCGUUCCGGGUGUUGGGGUCGGUGCUGUCCCAGGCGUUGUGCCCGGAGUUGGUGUCCCCGGAUUGGUGCCCGGUGUCGGAGCUGUCCCCGGGGUGGCAGGGGUGCCGUCGGCAGCAGCAGCAGCAAAGGCAGCUAAGAUCGGAGCUGGCGUUCCUGGCAUCGCUGGCGUUCCCGGUGUUCCCGGUGUUCCCGGUGUCCCUGGUGUCCCUGGUGUUCCUGGUGUUCCUGGUGUCCCAGGCGUGCCCGUCGUGCCUGGAGUUCCUGGUGUGGUGCCUGGUGUCGGAGUUGGUGGCCCGGCAGCCGCAGCGGCCGCGGCGAAGGCGGCAGCGAAAGCCGCAGCAAUCGGACGCGUUCCCGGCGUCGGCGUUCCCGGCGUCGGCGUUCCUGGUGUCGGUGUUCCUGGAGUCGGUGUGCCCGGAGUUGGUGUUCCUGGUGUGGGCGUACCCGGUCUGGUGCCUGGGGUUGGCAUUCCAGGAGUUGGUCCUGCAGCCGCCAAAGCAGCCGCCAAAGCAGCCAAGUUUGGAGCAGUUCCUGGUGUAGGUGGCCUUGUUCCCGGUGUAGGUGGCCUUGUUCCUGGUGUAGGUGGCCUUGUUCCCGGUGUGGGUGGCCUGGUCCCUGGUGUUGGAGGCGUCCCAGGGGUUGGAGUUCCGGGCGCAGCAGCGAAAGCAGCAGCAAAGGCAGCGAAAUUCGGAGCCGGGGUCGGAGGGGUGCCCGGUGUUGGUGUGCCCGGCGCGGUGCCCGGUGUUGGCGUGCCCGGUGUUGGCGUGCCCGGUGUUGGCGUGCCCGGUGUUGGCGUGCCCGGGUUGGUGCCAGGUGUGGGAGUACCUGGAGCUGGUGUCCUCCCUGGGGCAGGCAUCCCCCAAGUAGGUGCUAAACCUCCCAAAUUCGGUGUGCCUGGAGUUGGAGUGCCAGGAGUCGGUGGCCUCCCAGGUGGCCUUGGAGUUGGUGGCCUCGGAGUCCCCGGGCUUGGCGUUGGAGCUGCUGGGAAACCUCCCAAGGCGGGUUUUGGUGCUGGUCUAGGGGUUGGAGUUCCCGGCUUCGGCGUGUCACCGAUAUUUCCAGGUGGGGUCGGCGCCCCGCUGGGAUUUGCUGGGAAGCCCCCUAAGACCUACGGAGGAGCCCUCGGUGCCCUGGGCUUUAGAGGCGGCGUGGGCUGCGCAGCAGGGAAGUACUGCGGGAGGAGGCGGAAGUAACCGCGGCCGUCACCGCUGACCUCAUGAACUUUGGUGCUACUGCAUGGUCCAGAAUGUAAAUCCCGAGCAAAGCUGAGACGCCCCCCCCUUCCCCAAAAACCCCCCGUCCAUCCCGGGGCCGUCCCCGGCCCCGCGUUCCCAGGAGGGAUCCCGCACCUCCGGCACCAUCCGUCGCCCCCCAGCCCCUCGGUCCCGGCAGGGAGCGCGGAAUAAACUGCGGGGAGCAGCCGUCCCCCUUGGUGCUAUCGCUCUCUGCGGGAUUUUGGGGGGGGCUCGGGGUGUCGCACCCCUCCCCAGCCCCAGAGCUGACCCCCCCGGGGGGGGGGGGGCAGGAUGAGGGGUACCCCACAUUGGAGGAAGGGAGGGAGGGAAGGGGAUGCCGGCGGCGGGGGCUGCACGGGGAGGGAUGGCCCCGUCGGUCCCCGCGAUCCCCCCGGUCUGGGGGGGGCGCGGGCAGGAGGGGCUCGGUCCCUUCGUGUUGCUCACUUUGCUAUAACUGGGUGGGACGCCCUUAUACAGAGGGACUCGCUUCUGACAGACUAAUAAAGGACAAGUUUUUAAAGGA